AUGGCAUCGAAAGUUAGAAAGGGAAGCAGCCCUAUCGACUUGUAUUAGUAAUAAAUGCUUCGAGCAUCAAAUCAGAGUCCAUCUAGCUUCAAUAAAAAACUUAAUCGUGGCAAAACCAGCAGCCCUGGAGGUGUUAUAAAGCCUGGGUUGUAAUUUAACAGCUAAUAGAACAGUAUAAAUCAACAACAAUAAUUGAAUAGAAAUUAUUAGUUGGAUUAAUAAAAAAAACUAAGUGUAGACGGAUUCUCCGAUUAUUCAUAGUCAAACUUACAAUAAAAACAUAACAGUAAUAGUACUAAAGAUAACACCAAGAUUACAAUCAUAAAUGCUCACAACAAUUCUAUCGCAUCAACAAUAUACAACAUCAAUGGGCCUUACAACAGCAAUAUCACAGUUAAUGAGUCAAAAAUAAAAAUUAAUGAUUAAUACAACUCAAGUGUAAAUGAGCAUCACUCAGCUUAAUAACUGAUUAAUCAGAAUAAUCAAAUACAUAAACCUCCAAUGAUCCCAUCUUUAAAGGCUAAGAUAUUUCAAACUGCUAUUGGAGGUGCUCCAACCACUUCAAAAUCUGGAAACAGAACAAAUGCUUUAACAGGAGUAACAGGAUUAACUUUCGAUGAUAAAAUAGCUCAUCCUACAAGUAGUGUCCUUGGUGAUAUACACAAAGGUAAUUUUUCCAGAGCUGGACCUGGUAGUAUUAGUAACUUGUAUGUACCAAGUAUGGGACCUCUUCUGACGAGUCCUCAUUAUCCAGAAGAAGUAAUAUUUUAGUCAGAUAUAAAAAGUAUUGUUGAGUUCAAAAGAAGAGAAGAAUAGAUGGUUGAAGAGUUUGCUUGCUCCUAAUGUCCUUAUAUGCAUUUAAAUCAUAGCCUAAUGAUAGACUAUUAAGAUCGAGACAAUAUGAAGAAGCGAAUAGUGUUCUCUAGCCUUGAUGAGUUGGAUAGGAGUGUAAGUGAUAGGAAUUUAAUGAAUAUAAGAGAUAAACAUAAGUAAAGUUUCGAAGAUUGGCAGAGAGAGAUAUCAAUGAAGUGUCAAAGAAAUAAAUAGCUAUAAUUCUAAUGA
Stylonychia lemnae is the source of this 1062-nucleotide messenger RNA. Lineage: Eukaryota; Ciliophora; Spirotrichea; Sporadotrichida; Oxytrichidae. The record is from the annotation of a GenBank genome assembly.